AAAUCAGUGUUUACAAUUAUUGUAGAAUUUAUUUUAAUUGAUGAUGAAUUUUGUUAUUGAAUUGUUUUUUGUUUGUGCGUUAAGUAAUUGUGUUUUUGGAUACUUGGAGUUGGAAAGUUAUGACAAGCCGAACGCUUUUGAUUUAGAUUUGUACGAGAAUGCGUUGGAUCCUGAAUUGUGUCAAAGUGAUUUGGCUUAUCUCCAAAGUAAUACAUACUUGGGGGCACAGUUCCUCGAUGCUGGUAUAAGACUGCCGCGAGGUUUCCUCAUCGGUAACCUGGCUGACCUAGGCAACUACCACCAGUGCCUGUCCAUCCGAGGCGAGGAUGACUACGAUCACAUACGGGGCAAAUACUGCUCCAUUACCGUGCCCUUAUCUCAAGAGAAUAUCCAAUGGCAGUGGAUCCCUGAUGUGCUUGCCAAGAAUGAUCUACCUUGGGGAAAGCUGUUUCCAAAUGUCACUCAUGUGUCUGAGAAUUGGUUGAGGAAACUAAAAGAUUUUCAGAAUAGAGAGUCCAGUCUUAGAAGGUUUUUGUGGCAGAAGACUGACUCUGGGGAGCACAAAAGAUUACCUCCAGAUAGUCCAAUGGGAGAUUUGUCGUUAAACCUUGCUAUAUGUAUUCCUAAGUCUUGUACAACUGGGGAAGCAUUGGACUCGUUCUUCUCCAACAUCACUACAUCUGGCCUCGACUAUACUGAGAACUAUUGCCGACUUCCCAAUGACAAGCCUUUUGUAGCAGCUGACUAUGUUGCCUUUACUGUGUUUGGACUCGUAGGCCUAUUGACAAUUAUCAGCACCUCUUAUGACGUACAUCAUACAGUUAUCCAGAAAAAAGAUCCAAAACUAGCAAGUCCACUUUACACGUCAUUCUCAGUGUUCACGAACUGUCGCCGCCUAUUCUCGUACUCUUCUACUCCGAAAACAAUUGAAUGUCUCGAUGGACUUCGGAGUAUUGCCAUGACGUGGGUGGUGCUUGGACACAGCUUCUCGACCAACCUUAUUGGGGGUGUCGUGAACCCUUUGGAUACCCUUGAGUGGGUGAAGCAGCCUUAUUCAAUUUACGUGACAUCAGCGCCUAUAACAGUGGACACGUUCCUGCUCCUGAGUGGGAUAUUGCUCGUCUACACUGUUGCGGGGAAAAUGGGGCGAGAAACCCUGCUCAAGAACAUCCAUCUAUUUUACCUGAACCGCCUCCUCCGUCUGUUCCCGAUCCUGGCCACGGCGGUGCUGGCCACGGCCUCGGUGUUCCACCACGUUGCUGACGGCCCGCAGUGGCAGCUGUUCGUGAGGAAGGUGUACAACUGCCGCACCUACUGGUGGUCCACGCUGCUGCACGUGCAGAAUUAUAUGAAUGCUAGUUAUAUGUGCCUCGGCCACACCUGGUACAUAGCAGUGGACGUCCAACUGCACAUCAUCUCCCCGCUCGUACUGUACUGGGUACUGACCAGUAAGAGAGCUGCGUGGUACGGACUGACUGCGGCCCUCGCGACCUCGCUCACUGCCGCUACUAUAUUUAAUGCAGCUUGGGGUUUCAAGUCUAGCGCGAUUCAAGCUUCCAUUGAAAACGACCUAAACUACAACAGAUACUACUACAUCAACACCCUGUGUCGAGCCCCGCCGUUCUUCGUGGGAAUGAUCUACGGAUACUUGCUGUACUCGUUGCAAGACACUCAAAUAAGGAUCAAGAGACCUAUUCUCCUUCUCACCUGGUCCCUCUGGUUCGGUGUGGUCUCGACGGUGCUGUACCUCACCUACCCCAUGCAGCAGGCGGAGUGGGAGCACCCUGUGCUGGAUGUGUUCAUCAAUAGCUUCAUGAGACCGGUGUGGGGACUCGCUAUUGGCUGGAUGAUCUUCGCUUGUGCGAAGGGUUAUGGAGGUCCCAUCAACUGGUUCCUGUCCCUGCGCGCGUGGAAGGCGCCGUCCCGUCUGUCGUACGCCGCGUACGUGCUGCACUACCCGCUGCUGUUCGUCGUCAACUGCACCGCGCUCGCGCCCGUCUACUUCUCCGAUGAACCUUUUAUCUUCAAAUUCUUCGCUGACUUCACGGUGGCUGCUAUAGCCUCAUUGAUAGCUACAAUCCUGAUCGAUGCUCCGUGUUCUACACUCAUUAAAAUUGCUAUGGGAGCAGGUUCCAAGAGACCAAUUAAGGCUCCAAUGGAAAACAAUGCUGAGGAGCACUCACUUUUAUUAUAUUCGUGUAUAAUUUUAAAUAUUAAUGCAGAAAAAACAAAAGACAGAUCAUCAGCAUUUGAUUUGGAUCUAUACGAGCAAGUUCUAGAUUCAGAACUAUGCCAAAAGGAACUACAAUAUAUUUCUGGUAACCCGCUGCUACAAGCAACAUUCCUUGAUGCUGGUAUAAGAGUACCUAAAGGCCUGUUAACAUUCAAUACAGUGGAAUUAGGCAACUACUACCAAUGCCUUGGCAUAAAAGAACCAACCCCAGAUAGCAUCAUUGAAGGAAAACACUGUUCUAUAUCUAUACCACUUGGGCAACAAUUAGAUAUACCAUGGGAAACCAUACCGAGUCAUCUAUCACCGAGGUUGGAUCCUUGGAGAGAAUUGGUAACGAAUACAUCGCUGUUUACAGAAGAUUAUAUUGAAAAAAUAAAUAAGUUCCAUGCUGAAAGAUCUAAAAUAGAAAAUGUUAUUGAUGGUGCCGUAGGAGAUAGAAGCUUACCAUCAGACAAUUUGCUAAGUGAUCUCACACUAUCAGUAUCUAUCUGCGUGCCUAAGUCUUGUACCACUAAAGAAGCGUUGGACGGCUACUACUUCAAUAUAGUAUCUUCCGCUGGACUUCGGUAUACGGAAAACUACUGCCGGCUGCCGAACGACAAGCCUUAUGCUGCCGCUGACUAUGUUGCCUUUGCCGUAUUUGGAGCAAUAGGAUUACUGACAAUAAUCAGCACAAUUUAUGAUAUCAACUCUACUAUCAUCCAAAAGAGAGAUAAAAAGCAAAUAAGCAAGCUGUACCAGUCGUUCUCAGUCUACACCAACUGCCGUCGCCUCGUCACGGUUUCGAAGAACCCCAAAAGCAUCGAGUGUCUGGAUGGCAUCAGGGUGCUGGCCAUGGCGUGGGUCAUCCUCGGACACACGUACAUCACGAGCCCACCCGUCAUUAAUGUCGUCGAUAUUGCUACGUGGUUUGCGUCGGGACAUUCUGUAUUUAUCACAGGAGCAGUGAUAACUGUCGAUACAUUUUUCUUCUUGAGUGGUUUACUGAUUGCUUAUACUACAGCUGGAAAAAUUGGACCAUCAACUCUCAUCAAAAACAUACAUCUGUUCUAUUUGAACCGAUUGCUCCGAAUGUUCCCAAUACUGGCGAGUGGAGUUCUCUUGAUGGCGUCGUGGUUCAACCAGGUGGCUGAUGGACCAAACUGGCAGUCAGUAGUGAGAAGUGUCGACAACUGCAGGACUUAUUGGUGGUCCACGCUUCUGCAUGUGCAGAAUUAUAUCAAUCCAGAAAGAGUGUGCCUAGAUCAAUCCUGGUACCUCUCGGUUGACAUCCAACUCCACAUGCUAUGUCCAAUAGUGCUGUUCUGGGUGCUGUCGGACCGGCGCUCCGCCUGGCUCAGUCUAGUGGUGGCUCUGAUGGCUUCCCUAACGGCAGCCACCACGUACAAUGCCAUAAAUGGGUUUAGAACUUUCGAGCAUCCCGAGGCUCCGAGCUACCACAGAUAUUACUACAUAAAUACACUCACGAGAGCGUCGCCAUUCUUCGUCGGAAUGAUUUUUGGAUACGUCAUUCACAUUUCCCGGCAGAGGAGAAUUCAGAUUAAAAAGAACGUAAACAUACUUCUAUGGACACUAUGGCUAGCGCUAAUGUCGACCUGCAUUUACGUGCACUUCCCGACACAGCAGAGCGAGUGGGACAACCCGAUCGUCGAUAUAGUGCUGAACUCCUUCUGGCGACCCGCCUGGGCCGUCGGGGUUGGCUGGAUGAUAUUCGCUUGCGACCAAGGUUACGGAGGCCCCCUGAACUGGCUAUUAUCCCUCCAAAUGUGGAAGGUGCCGGCUCGCGUCUCAUACGCCAUGUACAUCUACCACAUGCAGAUUCAGCAGGUCUCCAGCGGGGCCGCUCUGGCGCCUAUCUUCUUCUCUGAUACUUUCUUUUUCGUCCGUUUCAUCACGGACUUCAGUAUGGCGCUGUGGGUGGCGUUCCUCGGGGUGCUGCUGAUCGACGCACCGUGCACCACUCUCAUCAAAAUGGGCUUAGAUAAAUUUGGAAAAGCAUCAAAACCUCACUCAAGUAACAAGGACCUAAACAACAAUGCCAACAAUGAAGGAACGAAUGAUAAGAGCCUACACCCGAGUCCGCGUUGUUCUAUGGAUAAACGUGACGAAAAUAAAAAUUACUGAGAAAAUUAA
Molecule: messenger RNA, 4366 nt
Organism: Plutella xylostella (diamondback moth)
Lineage: Eukaryota; Metazoa; Arthropoda; Insecta; Lepidoptera; Plutellidae
Product: nose resistant to fluoxetine protein 6
Molecular function (GO): acyltransferase activity, transferring groups other than amino-acyl groups
Source: RefSeq, a predicted model, not a curated record